This is a messenger RNA of Arabidopsis arenosa, 2202 nucleotides long. The record is from the annotation of a GenBank genome assembly. NCBI's taxonomy places the organism in Eukaryota, Viridiplantae, Streptophyta, Magnoliopsida, Brassicales, Brassicaceae.
AUAAAGUAGGUAAUAUAUAUUUUGAGCGAGAGAGAGAGAGAAAUGGUGAGGCAACCAUGUUGUGACAAGGUAGGGUUAAAGAAAGGGCCAUGGACUAUUGAAGAAGACAAGAAGCUCAUCAACUUCAUCCUCACCAAUGCCCAUUGCUCUUGGAGAUCUCUUCCCAAGCUUUCUGGACUAUUGAGGUGUGUUGAAAGCUGCAGAUUGCGAUGGAUAAAUUAUUUAAGACCUGAUUUAAAAAGAGGUCUUUUAUCAGAGAGUUCCGUUCACUGUCCGAAAAAAUCAAACUUUGAUCUAGAAGCUGAUCGACGAGCAUUAAUAGCUCUCCGUGACGGCGUCCAUGGCCGUCCAUUACUCUGGAAUCUAUCAGCACCACCGUGUACUUGGGGAGGAGUCCAAUGCGAUUCGGGUCGGGUCACAGCACUCCGAUUACCCGGUGUGGGUUUAUCUGGUCCAUUACCAAUCGCCAUUGGAAACUUAACAAAGCUCGAAACUUUAUCUUUCCGAUUCAAUGCUCUUAAUGGUCCUCUCCCACCGGAUUUCGCUAACCUAACUCUCCUUCGAUACUUGUAUCUUCAAGGAAACGCAUUUUCCGGCGAGAUUCCUUCGUUUCUCUUCACUUUACCAAACAUUAUUCGGAUCAAUCUCGCUCAAAACAAUUUUUCGGGUCGGAUCCCGGUUAAUGUCGAUUCAGCUACCCGGUUAGCUACUCUUUACUUGCAGGAUAAUCAACUUACCGGUCCGAUCCCGGAGAUUAAGAUUAAGCUUCAGCAGUUUAAUGUUUCGUCGAAUCAGUUAAACGGGUCGAUUCCGGAUCCGUUGUCGGGUAUGCCCAAAACCGCCUUUUUAGGGAAUUUGCUAUGUGGGAAGCCGUUAGAUGCUUGCCCCGUCAAUGGUAACGGCACUGUGGCGCCUGUGAAAGGAAAAAGCGACAAGUUAUCCGCCGGAGCUAUUGCCGGAAUAGUGAUCGGUUGUUUCUUAGGGCUUCUCUUGGUUUUCUUGAUCUUGUUCUGUCUCUGUAGAAGGAAGAAGAAAGAGGAAGUCCAAUCUAGAAACAUUGAAGCAGCUCCUGUUCCGAUUUCAUCCGCCGCCGUAGCUAAGGAAUCGGCGGUGGCUAAUGGUCCUCCUCCGGUGGCUAAUGGUGCACCACAUUCAUCAAAGAACCCUGUAGUGAGUAAAGAUUUGACAUUUUUUGUGAAAUCUUUCGGAGAGUUUGAUCUUGAUGGAUUGCUAAAAGCUUCUGCGGAAGUACUUGGUAAAGGAACAUUCGGAUCAUCGUACAAGGCGAGUUUUGAUCAGGGAUUAGUGCUUGCUGUGAAACGAUUGAGAGAUGUGGUUGUUCCUGAGAAAGAGUUUAGAGAGAAAUUGCAGGUUCUUGGAUCAAUAAGCCAUCCCAAUCUUGUGACAUUAAUCGCAUAUUACUUCAGCCGCGAUGAAAAGCUCGUUGUUUUCGAAUACAUGUCUAGAGGAAGCUUGUCUGCGCUUUUACACGGGAACAAAGGAAGUGGUAGAAGUCCAUUGAAUUGGGAAACAAGAGCCGCUAUAGCGUUAGGAGCCGCAAGAGCGAUUAACUACCUCCAUUCGCAUGACGCGACAACAUCUCAUGGCAACAUUAAAUCUUCUAACAUUCUCUUGUCUGAAUCCUUUGAGGCCAAGGUAUCUGAUUACUGUUUUGCACCUAUGAUCAGCCCUACUUCUACACCUAACCGCAUUGAUGGUUACCGAGCUCCUGAAGUAACCGAUGCUCGUAAAAUCUCCCAAAAGGCUGAUGUUUACAGCUUCGGUGUUCUCAUUCUUGAACUACUCACAGGGAAAUCUCCAACGCAUCAGCAGUUACAUGAAGAAGGAGUAGAUUUACCGAGAUGGGUUUCAUCGAUAACUGAACAACAAUCACCAUCGGAUGUGUUUGAUCCAGAGCUCACAAGGUAUCAAUCGGACAUCAACGAGAACAUGAUCAGGCUUUUAAAGAUCGGUAUAAGUUGUACGGCUCAGUAUCCAGAUAGUCGUCCUACAAUGCCUGAAGUCACAAGGCUCAUUGAGGAGGUUUCUCGUUCACCUGCUUCACCAGGUCCUUUGUCUGAUUGAUUUUUUUUUUUUUUUGGUAUGGGGUCUAAAUUGAUCAUUUCAAAAUUGUUUUGUCUAAAUUUGAAUUUUUUAUAUAGUUUGUUUGGUGAUUGUUUAAGUCAGUUGAGAGAUACGUUG